AUGAUGGGCAUCCGAAAAUUAAUAUUCUCUUUUUUAAUAUAUCUUCAAGUAUCAUGUCUGGCUGUUGUUGAUCAGAAUACUAAGGGAUUCUUUACAUCGGAUGGAGAUGAUCAUAACAUUGAUAUAAGUCCUCUGCCGAGGUGGCCGAGUUUGAACCCUGACCAGAAAUUGCUGAAGGUAGGUAGAAAUGGUGCUAUUAGCUCCGAUUUAGAGCUUUGUAAUAAUUUAACUAUUAAUGAGAUUUUUCUCAAAUAUCCUCAAGCUAAUGCUGCUGAUGCUGCUGUGACACAGGCUCUUUGUAUCGGCAUGGUGAAUUUCUUCAAUAGUGGUAUUGGUGGCGGUGGGUAUGUAGUAUUUGCCAAGGGACCCAGAGCCCCAGAUACCACUGGUAAUCAUUUAUUCAUUGACUUUAGGGAAAAGGCGCCAGCCGCUGCACAUAAAUCGAUGUUUGAAAACUGUUCUUUGUGCUCAAAAGUAGGUGGGCUAGCAGUAGCUGUUCCUGGUGAACUUAAGGGUCUCUAUGAGCUAUAUAAAUCAAGAGGAAGUGGGAAAGUGACAUGGAAACAGCUAUUAGAACCUAUCAUUAAACUCGGUGAAGAUGGUUGGGUUGUUGAAGAGGCCUUGGGUGCAACGUUAACCUUAUAUGAGCAAUUUAUUUUGGAAAGAAAAUACGAUUGGGAGUUUGUGCUCAACUCCACAAAGAAUGGUGUUAAAAAAACUGGUGAUAAGAUUUCAAGACCUGUUCUAUCAAAAUUAUUGCGAGAAUUAGCAAACAAUGGCUCCGCUGAUCCAUUUUAUGAUAAAGAUGGCUGGAUCGUAAAAUCAAUGGUAGACAAGAUCAAAGAAAACCAAGGAAUAAUCACAUCACAAGAUUUCGAUGACUAUACGGUGAGAAAGGAUAAGCCUUUAGAGAGGAAGAUUAGACAAGGUUUCUCUUUUGCACCAAACAAUGACUUGACUGUCUUGACUAGUGGUGGCUCCAGUUCUGGACCUGCAUUGUUAGCAUCCCUAGCUGUUAUGGAAACCUUUGGUGACUCAAUGGGUGGUGAUUAUGGUGAUGAAGAGAUAUUUCAGCUAGUUGAAACCAUGAAAUGGAUGGGAAGCGCCAGAAGCAGACUAGGUGACUAUGUUGGCAAGCGUUUUCCAGACAAUAUACAAGAAGUUCUAAAUCCUAAAUGGGUGUCUAAGAUUAUUCACGCCAUCAAGCAUCAGUGCAGACAAUCACCUUUGAGAACACUUAAUAACUAUACUUGCUACGAUCCAAUGUACGACAUCAAUGAACCUCAUGGGACUGCGCAUUUCAGUAUCACUGACAAGUUUGGUAAUGCCAUAUCUUUGACCACAACAGUAAAUCUUUUGUAUGGGUCUUUGGUACAUGACCCAAACACGGGUGUUAUAUUCAACAAUGAAAUGGACGAUUUCGCUCAACCAAAUCGCUCAAACAGUUUUGACUUAGCAGCCUCCAUUUAUAAUCUCAUUGAGCCUGGUAAGAGACCGUUAUCGUCUACAGCACCAUCUAUCAUUAUGAAUGAAUUGGGAUAUCCUGACCUUGUUGUCGGUGCAUCUGGUGGCUCACGUAUCACUACAAGUAUACUACAGACCAUUAUCAGAGUUUAUUGGUACCAGAUGCCUCUCCUGGAAUCUAUUGCGUACCCUAGAGUACACCACCAGCUGCUUCCCUAUCAGCUGGAAGUGGAAAGUGAGGCUAUGAUAGGAUCUGAGACCAUCCAGGCUUUGAAAAGCAUGGGCCACAAUGUGUUACAGGUGGAACCCAAAAGUGUAGUGAAUGCCAUACAACGUAUCGCUGGCGAAUGGCAUGCUGUCAGUGACUAUUGGAGAAAAAGAGGCAUUUCUGCAGUUUAUUAA
Molecule: messenger RNA, 1866 nt
Organism: Nakaseomyces glabratus
Lineage: Eukaryota; Fungi; Ascomycota; Saccharomycetes; Saccharomycetales; Saccharomycetaceae
Gene: ECM38
Product: gamma-glutamyltransferase
Biological process (GO): glutathione catabolic process
Cellular component (GO): plasma membrane; fungal-type vacuole
Molecular function (GO): glutathione gamma-glutamate hydrolase
Source: RefSeq, a predicted model, not a curated record